Pieris rapae (cabbage white) is the source of this 3096-nucleotide messenger RNA. Its product is annotated as sorting nexin-4-like. Lineage: Eukaryota; Metazoa; Arthropoda; Insecta; Lepidoptera; Pieridae. Bases 102 to 1361 code for a protein of 419 amino acids. Gene Ontology annotation, molecular function: phosphatidylinositol binding. Gene Ontology annotation, biological process: protein transport. The transcript is spliced from 10 exons. The record is from RefSeq and is a predicted model, not a curated record.
UGUAAACUGGACACAAAAAUCAACAAUUUUGAGAUUGAAACAAUCUAAAAAUCUUCAUAAUUUCAUCAAAACUUCCAAUUCCAUUAAAAUUAAAAUAAAAAAUGUCUUCGGAAAGUUCGCCAGCUAAGCAUUCGAAAUCGUUAAACAAUAUACAAGCAUUAGAAGAUUUUGAAAACCAAGAUGCAUUAAUCAAACAUGUGGAUAUUACUAUUGUGGAAUCUGAGAAGAGAGCUAAUGGGACCCUGCAUGUUCGAGAUCAUUACACAGUGUAUCUAAUAGAUGUGAAAGUAACAGAUUCUGAGUACAAACAGCUUCAGACUAAAAUCAGUACAAUAUGGAGAAGGUACACAGAGUUUGAGCAGAUUCAUGAUUACCUACAAGUGACUUACCCACAUGUAGUUAUACCACCAUUGCCUGAGAAAAGGAUCAUCUAUGCCUGGCGAAAAAGUGAUACAACAGACCCUGAAUUUAUAGAGCGUAGAAGAGCUGGCCUAGAGAACUUUUUACUGCGAGUAGCUUCACACCCUCAACUUUGCUUUGAUGAUCAGUACAUCAAUUUUCUCCAGCAGGAACAUGGAUGGCGAGAAACUAUUACAGAUAGUGGAUACCUCUUGCAGGCUGAAAACAAAAUAAAAUCUCUAUCUGUAUCCAUAAGGCUCAAGAAACCAGAUCCCGAAAUUGAUGGGGUUAAAAAUUAUGGAAAGCAAUUGGAGACAAAUCUAGGAAAUUUUCUUUACACCAGAUCAAAGAUAAUAGAGAAGAACUAUGCUCUGUGCAAGUUGCAUGCAAACUAUGGCAAGCUGUUUAGCGAGUGGAGUGUAAUUGAGAAAGAGAUGGGAGAUGGACUACAGAAGGCAGGACAUUAUUUCGAUUCAAUAGCAGACUCAAUAGAAUCAAUAGCAGAGGAUGAAGAGCAAUUAGCAGAUCAGUUAAAGGAAUAUCUCUUUUACGCGGCUGCGUUACAACAUCUCUGCGCUAACCACGAAGCGUUACAACGCAAUUUGGAGAAUGCCAACGAUGCGUUAACCAACAGAAUAGCGGAACGUAACCGUGCAGCUGCCGGAAAGUCCGGGAUAAUGUCACGUUUAUUCGGCACCACGGAGCCGGACAUUGUACGCGAUCAAAGCACGCGCGUGCUCGACGCGAAGAUACUCGCUGACACGCACGCCAUUGAACGAGCACGCACCGAUCUAGAAGAAUUCAGAAAAAAGGCCUCCGUUGAGAUUGAAUACUUUCAAAAGCAAAAGGAUAAAGAUUUGCACGAGUCGCUUGUGAAUUUUAUCGCGUUGCAAGUGAAGUCCGCUAAAAAGAACCUCCAAGCCUGGACACAGAUCAAAGAAUGUCUUCAAAAUAUGCCUUAACUGUGCUCGGCACUAACAUAUCCUAAAGAUUAUAUUUUAUACUGUAUAAAGAAAAUUAAAUUUUUAUAUAACACUUUUUACGUAGUUGUUUGUAGACAUUAAUAGGUUCUAUAUAAAACACCAGUAUUUGGUACGAGUCGUAAUUUAUUCUAUAGAAAGCUCAUUUUCUAAUAUUUGCACUAGGCAUGUAUCGAAUAUGUAAAUGUAUCAAUGAGUACAUGGAAUUCUACCUCCAUACAAUUUAUGGUUCGAUUAUAUCCACAGACAUUUUACAUAGAGCGUCGUCGUAGACAAUGUAGUAUUCUUUCAUGCAGUCUAUAUUUAUUGUAUACAUUUAACGUAAUAAGGCCGCGCAAUUGAAACUUGAAAAUGAAAACAUAAGUUAAUUUGCAUUGAGUCUUGCAAGGAUAAUCUUUUCACGGAAAUAAUAGAUUUACCAAAUGUUGAACUUUUAAGAUGUUGAUGACGGCUGGAGUUUUUGAUAAAGCCACCAGACGUUUAUAUUUUGUAAACAUAUCUCAAUUCUCAUGUCAGCUCUUGAGAAUUAUCUGUUUCAAAAACUGGUCCUGCCGGUAAUAUUUUAUUUCCAUUAAAUAUCGUUUAUAUCUUAUAGACUGAGCAUUCCAAACACGAAGUGAAGUCCUAGGUGAGACAGACGCUGAAAAAUCAUGCUAUGACGAGUAUUCGCGAAAAUAAUAUUUUAUCUGUGCGUUUUAUAUCUCAAACGAUCUGUGUCUAUUUCCCGGAAUAUACAGUCUAAAGUGUGUAUCUAUUUGCCUCCAAUGACAUUGUCAGUCACGUUUUAAAUAAACAAUGUAUAUUGGUGUAUGGACCGUCCAAUGUCUGUGGACAUAGACAGACCUUAUUCUAAUAGAUCUUUGUAACUUCAAUGUCUGGGAAUGUUUGGUUUUUCUGUUAAAUGUUUAACUUCACUUAGAUUAACUUCCAAAGACUUCUAUUUUACUGGGUAAUUAAAUUUGGACACAAUACAUACAGUGUUAACACUUCACCGUAUCAAAACGUGUUUUUCAUCACAGUUUUAUAAUUGUCAUUUUUGUAAAUUUAUUAUGUCUUAUAAUUUAAAAACUCCGGGGCAAGCAAUCGUUUUAAUCAAACAAAGAAGCAAAAGAAAUACCUUUAAUACCUUUGAAUUGUUUGUAAAUUAUUUAUAUUUAAAUACAUCAAUUCGUCUAAAUAUAAUUGUUUAUAAUUCUUAAUUAGUUGGAUAAAAAUCAUAUCAUAAAUUAAACUAAAGGCAAUAGUAAUGUUAAGGCCGCUUUGUUUGUAGCUUUUUACAAAAUAUGUACCUGAUUUUAUUUCAUAUUUCACAUUGCUCUGAGAUUAUUCUCAACUAUAGUUAAGCAUAAUUAUAAUCAGAGACUGCAAAUGGAUCUAGGCUGGAAUUAUAAAGCUUAUUUAUACCUUACGAAUGAGUAUUAUAGGCAAGGCUAUAAUACGAAAUAUUAUAUAAUACGGCUAUAAUAAGGAAAGUUUAAAAGGCAUUUAUAAUUUUCAGCCCUAGAGUUCGGAUUGAAAAAUAUUGUCAUAACUUUGACGCAUAGAUAGUGCAAUCCACGAAGACGCGCCCCACUCUAACCGUUUAUAGUAUAUGUGUGCAAGCUUCCGUCAAUGAGCGUAAUCAGUACACAUGCACACUACAAUUAAUUGACUAAUAAUGAAUAGACAGUCUCCUGGAGUGUCCUGGUCAAAGUGAAAGAUGCGAUCGACGAUCCCU